AUGGGUGAUAAUCGAGGGAGCUCCAAGAAGAGAGUUUUGAGCAUCGAUGGAGGAGGGGUGAGAGGAUUGAUCGCAAGCCAGAUCCUGGAACACCUCGAGCAAUGCCUACAAGAUUUGGAUGGAGAGCAUGCGAGAAUAGCAGAUUAUUUCGAUAUGAUCUCUGGGACAAGCACUGGAGGGAUAAUGUGUUUGAUGCUCGCAGUUCCCGACAGCCAAGGAAGACCCCUGUUCACAGCCAAACAGAUAACUGAUUUUUACCUCAAGAACUCGAGUACCAUCUUUCCUCAGAGCAUAUUUACCGCUGCAAAUGGUCUCUUUGGUCCCAAGUAUGCAGCCCAUCCUAUAGAGAGAAUACUGAAAUCUUAUGUUGAAGAUUUGAGGAUGCGCGAUACAUUGGCUUUUGCUGAUGCUUCCAAGAAUGCGUUUCUGAGAGACGUUGCCCGAGGAACAUCCGCCGCUCCAACGUAUUUUUCGCCCGUGGAAUUCGAGACGACCGAAGGAACACGCUUCAAUCUCGUGGAUGGAGGCCUCGCCGCAAAUAAUCCAAGAUUUGAGGAUUUGCUGGUAUUAUCGCUUGGCUGUGGCAACCAAACUGUGAGUUACAGCGCCAAGGAAGCCGCGGGAUGGGGUGCUUUGAGCUGGGUGACGCACCGCAAUGGACCGCCAAUAACGAAUAUGCUCCUCAACGCGAGCUCGGACAUGGUGGACUAUGCAAUCUCGGCGCUCUUUCAGGUCGGAUUGUGCGAGGAAAACUUCUUAAGAAUCCAAGUAAGAGAGAUCGUAUGCAUGAAUUGGGAAAUGCUUAGUUUAUUUCGUGGUCAGACGUCCACUUUGGAGAACGCGACUGGGCAAGUUGACAAUUCAAAGCCAGCCAACCUUGCGGAGCUGGUUAACAUUGGGAGACAGCUGAUCAAGGAGCCGGUCAAACGGGUCAACUUGCACAAUGGCUCUUACGACCUUCGGCCGGGCAUGGAGACCAACGGGGAGGCCAUUCGCAGGUUUGCAAAUUUACAUUUUUAG
Molecule: messenger RNA, 1020 nt
Organism: Selaginella moellendorffii
Lineage: Eukaryota; Viridiplantae; Streptophyta; Lycopodiopsida; Selaginellales; Selaginellaceae
Product: patatin-like protein 2
Exons: 5
Coding region: 1-1020 (339 amino acids)
Biological process (GO): lipid metabolic process
Molecular function (GO): monoacylglycerol lipase activity; glycerophospholipase activity
Source: RefSeq, a predicted model, not a curated record